Neospora caninum is the source of this 6321-nucleotide messenger RNA. RefSeq lists its product as hypothetical. The coding region runs from base 1 to 6321 and encodes 2106 amino acids. The record is from RefSeq and is a predicted model, not a curated record. The transcript is spliced from 14 exons. NCBI's taxonomy places the organism in Eukaryota, Apicomplexa, Conoidasida, Eucoccidiorida, Sarcocystidae.
AUGGCAUCAUUCCCGACUCCAACGCCGGUCCUGCUGGCGGUGGAAAAGAAGAGGCUUCUUCGGCAGCAGCAGAGAGAGCGGGAGAGGCAGAGACGCGAAGAGACGGCACGGAAGUCGCGGCCUGAGGCGUCUCGACACUCGGGCUCUGCGGAGGCUGUCUCGCGCAGCGAUCGAGCGUCGUCUCUCGACCGGGACCACGCGCGUUCGUUUUCUGCUUCGGCUUCGAGGAAGAAGAGCGCAGGAAAAUACAGAAAAGCGACUGGCGCCUCUUCGCUGGAUGAACGAGAAGACAGAGAUGAUCGGAGCAAGACGAAGGCUCCACACCUGUCGCGCAGUCUGACCCACGCCCGGCGCAGCUUGCCGAGCGGGGGCGAGGAAGAGGAAGAGAAGAGAGACAGUGAGGGAGAACGGGCGAGGAAGAAACUACCUCGGAAGCGAUCGCGAGUGGACGUGGAGAGAGAAGCACGGGAAGACGCGCGGGACGAACAAGUGCUCUUCUCUCGGCGCCGCGAGCGAGAGAGACACAAAGACGAAAGAGACGACAGAGGCAAGGAAGCGAGACUGCUGCGGCGCGUGGACGAAGGGAACCGAAGGACAAAGAAAGGAGCGUUUCGAACCGAUGCCUCACCGAGCUCAAGUCUUGCAGGCUCUUCUCAGGAGGACGACAGGAAGCAAGAUCGAACGGGACGACGCACUCGGAGCCUCAGAGGAAAUCGCGACCCACCACGGCUUGUGAAGGGACACUCGAGCCCGAUUUUGAUCUCGGAGGCGACGCGCGCGAGUCCGCGCCUCGUUCGGCUGACGGCGGCAGUCCCUUCGGACGAAUCUCCCGCGUCUCUUCCGUCUGGGGCUCCAGUCGUUUUGGUGGCGGCUUCGCCGUCGCGUCGAGCGAUGCCGCUGUAUCCGGUGGCCCACGCGUACAAGCGAGGCGUCUCCGAGUCAGCCGCGCUCUCUUCUGUCUUGUCUUCAAGAAGAUCGAAGAAACGGAGCCGCGUGAGACCGAGCAGCCUGCCUUCCCUUGCAAACGAGACCUCCGAUGCUGACAGCAGUGCCGUGGAAACGCGUCACUUGCGCGUGAAACGCGACGCGUCCUCCGCUUCUUUCUCGCCGCUGCGCGCUUCUCACCGACGCGCCGCCUCUGCUCCCCUGCAUGCACACAGGAGGCUGCGGGAACAGCGUGCGUGGCGGGGCCGAACGGGAGGCGACCGCCGCGAGAGAAGGCGCGGAAGCGCCAGUGAAGAGGAAGAGGAAGGACUCGAGCGAUCCCGAGGGCGAGCGAGGAGAGAGAGGCGGAAGGCCGAGUUGUCAGAGGAAAGCGCCUCGGGCGGAGACCGAGACAGCGCGCCGCGGCUGCAUGCGACAGGGCAGCGGAGCGGCAAGCGCCGGACGGUGAAGGAGGAAGCCGAAAGUUUCCGGAAUCUGACGACGACUGAGACGAGAGGCCGCGCGUUUGGCAGUGACGCAGAAGGCGACGGAGCGACUCCACACCCCUCUUCACUUCGAGACAGUCGCCAGACGGACACUGCUCGUCGUCUCGCCCGCUCCACCGCCCGGCACAGUGUCGAAUCCAGAGAGGCCUUUUCGGUCCAAAGAGGAGACGGAACACUUUUUGCGUCCGACGAAAAGAACGGCAAGCCUUCCAAAGGGGAGCGAAAGAACCCUUCAGACCGUAGUGAGCGCGGAGUCUGCGCGUCUGGGAGGGACGAAGAACGCGGGCGAGAAGAGACUGAUGCGUCUCUCCAAGGCCUUCCCAGUCUCGGCUCUCCGCGUUUGCAUCCGCUGUCUUCAAGUUGCGACAAGCGUCGCGCGGACGCUUCCGUUUAUCCUUCCCCGCCCGGCGCACAGGAGAGACAGAGCCGGUCGACCCCAGGGGGGCGUCUCUGUUCUUCGCGAGACUUCGAGGCCGGGGAGCGACCGGAGACCUCCGGGCAGUCUCCAGUGGCGAGGACCGCGAGCGGGGCGAGCACGGCCUCAGCGAGCCUUCCGGAGAUUCGGGCGCGGAGACACUCGCUGGGAGGCGUCAGGAAGGGGUCGACGGGCAAGCGGGAAGAGGUCUGUCGGCUGCAGCCUUUCCAGGCGUCUUCUCCGCGGCGGACGUCUCGGCGGAUCGUCCCCGCCGACAUGCGGAACAACGCCACGGAAGCGCGCGUCCUCGUCGCGUCUCCGUGUGCGUCUCGUCCGCGUGAACGCGAAGGAGGAGGCGAUGCAUGGUCUCGCACUCAGUCUUCUCUCUCUCCGUCUCGUCUCUCCGCUCUGUCUUUCGCCUCUGCCGCGUGCAUGCGCGACGCACUGCGGCCCGGAGGCCGUCCAGGCUCUGGCAAUCUCGUGGGCGGAGAGAGCGCGCGCAGCGAGAGCCGCGCUGGAGUCCGCCAAGCGGACUCGCUGACUCUCUGCACGCCCUGGACGCCAGACAGUGAGUCCGUGCUGCGCGACCACACCCGUCUCGAGGCCGGGAAGACGCAGGAAGUGCCGGCGGCGCGCGAGCGCGAAGCGCAGCAGGAGGAGGCGCGCCGAGAGGAAGACGAGCGGCUGCGUCGGGAGCUUUGCGCGAAAGCGCCUGCGGAUCCCAGCUCGUUCGCCGUCUUCUGGCUGCAGGCGCAGCAAGCCGCCGAAGACCGAAAGGAGAGACGGGAAGUCGCGUGCAAGACAGAAACCCGCGCGGAAACUUCCCUAGCGCCCGCCUGUGCGGACGGCGCGUCGCGUGCGUUUCCCUCUGUGACAGGGUGCCGCGAGUCCGCCCAGUCUUUCCUCGCGAGGAAAGAUGCCACUGGGAAGAUGAACGCUGCAAAUUCUUUUGCUUCUCGAACCGGCGCCGUGGAUUCGUCUCGGCAUGCGUCGACGUCGCGGUUCCUCGCCGAUCGGUCUCGAAACCAGGAAGGCGUCGCUGGAAUGCCCGCGAGCGGGGGAGACCCUUUCUCUCUCGCCUUCCCUCCGGAGCACGGGUUUGGCGCGAAGGCCGCGACGCGGUCCGAGGAUCGUCCCGCACCGCCUUUCGCGCUCGCCGUUGUGGGGAGCACAGGCGGCAGCACAACAGCCCGGACGGAAAGCAGCGCCAGCAGCUUGGCGGGGAACUUUUCUCGGCCGACGGCGAUCUCGGCGCGGUCUGUCGCUGCGUCUCUCGACUUUGGAGGCGAGGCGUGGCCGGACUUCCGAGAAGAACAAGGCGACGGCUGCGGAAGGCGAAGGGGACACAAAGACACAGCAGAUGCCGACGAAGUCACUCGGAGGAGACGCCGAGACGAACCCGCCGGGGUGCUCGAGUCGGGCGCAAACGAUGGAGGCGGGCGGGCGGAGAGGCCGUCUGGGCGGCGAAAUGGAGAGAGACACAGAGAGACGCUGGACACUGGAAGAGAAGAAAGGCGAAUGGGAGACGAGGAAAACCGCCGGGUUUCACUCUUUCACGGGAUAGAAGGUGAUGGCCAGACCCAAGACCCGCUUCCGAUGCUCGUUACGCCCACCUUCCCUUCUUCCCACCUCUCUCCUUUCUCGCCCGUUGCUUUUCCCUGUGAGCCGACGCCGACGUUCGCCCCUCCGUUUCUUCCUACAUUCGACGCCCACGGCACUUCGUUCUCUCCGCCGCGAUGCGCCUUCGGCGCUGCCGACCACGAGGCGGCUGCGACGAGAGAAGCGGAGAAGCGGAGAGGCGAACUGAAUCUGUCAUCUGUUCUUGAGGCGGAAGCAGAACGCGAGGUGGCCCUGAGAGAGGCGACCCUGAGAGAGAUGGAGCGAGACGUGGUGGAGAGAGAGGCUCCACCCGAAGAAAAUGUGGAAGAAGUGAAGAGAGAAGCCGAGGCUGGCGUCGACGAUUUCCUCGCCUGUCUUGCGGGACCGUCCCCAGCGGGGAGCUCAGAUGCUUCAAGCGCCUUUCCAGCGUCUUUCCUGGAGACUCUGCCUGCCGCUCCUCCACGCGACGCUUCGCUCCUUCUUCUUUGUCGCAACGACCGCGGGAACGAUGGCGCUGUCCGGUCGGAGACGGAGGCCGCGACGGAGACAGACGCGGAUUUUGACGCAACCACGCACCGGCCCCGGAGCGAGGAAAGGAAAGCGGAGACGCAUGCAAGAGAUCUGCCUGUGAUGAAAAAGAUCUUUGAACCGAUGCUCCAGGCAGUGGAGGCGGCAACUACCAAGUCCACUCUUCAGCGGAUCAUUUCUGUCUUCCCUCCCACCGCACAGAGUAGCCCCGCUCACCAAGAUGUUCUGCUGUGCUUUGCGGAGCGAGUAACGCGCGCAGGCCUGCGCGACGUCCGUCGGCGUCUCGAACGUUUCGCGGUGUAUGUACACCGGAAAGCAGCGGCUCUCCUGGCGGCUCGGCGAGCCGCAGAGGCUUCCCGGCAAGCAGAGGAAUCUGCGCGUCUCGAGGAAGAGCGACAGGCUGCAGCGUACCAGCGGCUGUGGGUCAGCAUCCACGUCGUCGUCGCACGCAAGGCGCGCGAUCUCUCACUCGCCCGCAGCCUUCUCGGCCCAGUCGGCUUGGAUUUGGGGGAUCCCCACUUCCGCGAAAACCUUCAGCUUCACCUCGCAACUCUCCCUCCACAACUGCAAGGGGACGGGAAGGUGCCCGGGGGCGACAGCACUUGCGCCGCUCCAGCAAACCCCGACGAAAAGGACAAGAGAGAAGAAGGCGAGGCAGAUGGAGAGGGAGCAGACCUUGCAGAACCACGCGCACCCGACGUUCUCAGGGAGGAGCUCUUAGCCUGCGACAAAGAGGCGCAGAGAAUAAAAGAAGAGGAGGAGCAGAAAGCCGCGCUGUUGAAACGCCGCCGACUGCGAAAGCUUCGCGUCCAGCUCCACGAGGCCAUCAACGAAGGAAAGCAGAUGCUCGAGGCCUUGCAAUUCCAAAGAAUGCAGGUGCUGGCGGUCGCCCAACAGUUGCACAGAGCAGUGCUGCCGCACGUGGACGAGAAGAAACUCCUGUUGCAGCUACAGCGUCGCCGUUCGCAGCGCUGGGCGACGCCGGAGCGCGCUCCCUCGCGCGCUUCCGAGUUGAACGCGAAGCGCACAGAUGCGGACAGAGAAGACGCCGGCGUCUCUUCUGACUCGCCCCCGCCGCCAGGCCGCGGGCCGCUCUUGCAGUCUCCGCGGAUCCACGAUCUCCUCCCUUCGCUUCUCGAUCGCCUACCCUCCUUGCCGCCGUCGCGCAGAUUCUCUCUCGCGUCGCUGUUGGGCGAGCGUUCGGUUCUCGGCGACGACGAGGGGCGAGACGGCGAAGAACCGAAAGAAGAGAGACCGAGAGAAGGGAGAGGCGAGGGAGGACGGGGGGAAGCGAGAGGCGGUCGGGGCGGAGUGGGACCGGAGAGCAGUGCCAUGGCCUUUGAGUUCCUCUCAGAGAAAGUCGCUCUCGGUGCGGUUUCUUCAUUGGAAGACGGAAGAGCGCGAGAAGACAACGCGGACACCUUCCUUAACGCCUCCUCAAAUGGACGACCGCUUCGGCUGUCGGAUCUGGGGGACGAGAAAGGAGACGAAGACUCGAGGCUGACGCAGAAAAUCCCCCUUAACUCGGCCUCCGGCUGCUCAGCCCCUCAGAAUGUGCCUGGCUCUGCAGACCCGCUGAAGAACGCGUCUGCGUCUCACGGUCCCGCGGCGUCUCCAGCGAGGGGACUUCCUCUCGACCGUGGUUCUCUUGAUUGCUCGUACGAAACAGGCAAAAGCGCCUUUUCCCACUCCGACCAACUGCUUUCUUCCUCCGGCAUGGGCCUCCCUAGCCAUUCGCGGGAGACCAGAGAGCGCCGAGAGAGAGAGGCGGGCGUUCUCCCUUCUUUGAACCAGGAAAGUGAGAGAAAGGCGGGGAGUGUGCCGCGUGGGACCUUGUUUUUGCACUUGCGCGAGAUGGGCGAAAGCGCGCCGAGUUUGCAAGACGGGAACUUGCCGCUGAAACGCACGGCGCAGGCGAGCCUCGCGCGAGUGCAGGCGCUUCGAGAAACUGUCCGGCGAGCGAGGGCCGAGCUGAUUGUCCACGCCGAGGAGACGCCGGGGGGUCUAAGCAGACUGUGGGAGACGAGCAAAGAAACCUUCUCGGAACUGCGAAUCCAGAGGAGACAGGAGGCGAAGCAGGGAGCGGAGCGAGAGACAAGUCGGGAGAAGAGACUGGGGGAAACGUCUUUCUCUCUCCCCGAGGUUCCCCGGAGGAGACAGCGACUGCGCGAACGCGAGGAAGGAACCGACAACCGGUGCGUGGGAAGAGAAGCGGAGACAGGGCGUCUCGAGAAGCAGCGCGGAGAGCGCGGCGGGGGCUACGAAAGGAUCGGCCUCAGGCCGGAGAGACACGCUGACGAAGAAGAAACCUUCUCGCUGCGAAAUCUCGCCGCAGCCAGAAGGAGAUAG